AUGGAUCCAAAGGACGCACACAACUGCCUGCACUAUACCUCUCCGGCGACUGGCUGGUCAGAAGCAUUGCCGCUCGGCAAUGGUCGCUUGGGGUGUAUGGUUUACGGCCGAACCACGACAGAACUUCUCCAGCUGAACGAGGACUCAGUGUGGUACGGAGGGCCUCAAGAACGGACACCACGCUGUGCCAAGAGCUUGCCAAAACUUCGUCAACUCAUCCGGGAGGACCGGCACAGGGAGGCCGAACAACUCGUUCAAGAUGAGUUUUUCUCAAGUCCAGCGUCCAUGAGACACUAUGAGCCGCUGGGCUCUGCGUACCUGGAGUUCGACGUUGAUAAGAAAGAUGCCGUAACCGAUUAUCAACGAUGGCUGAACAUUCAGAAAGCAAUCUGUACGGUUGCAUACGAAGUAAACGGUGUCCGAGUUAGGCGGGACGUUGUUGCUAGCUAUCCGGACAACGUCCUCGUUAUGCGCAUCACAUCAUCAAAGCCCAUUUCGUUCUCCGUAAAGCUGAAUCGCAGGAGCGAGAACGAGUGGGACACUAACGAGUUCCUGGACAGCGUCUGCGCCAAGAGCGACGAUGCGCUCGGGUCAGCGAGUAUCACCAUGCUUGCCACGCCAGGCGGAUACGGUAGCAACCGGCUUUCCUGUGUUAUUGGAGUGAAAUGCUUUCCUGGUUCAGGUACAGUCGAGGCGGCCGGAACUUGCGUAAAGGCUAACACUACGGGUUGCCUCAUUGCCAUCGGGGCUCACACUACAUAUCGUCAUGCAGACCCGGCAUUCGCAGCUUCAUCUGACGUUUCAGCUGCUAUGCGGCGGACAUGGGACGAACUGACCUCUAGGCACAUUGCAGACUACCAGCGAUUAUUCAACCGCACCAGCGUGCGACUUUGGCCAGACCCCACAGACAUCCCUACAGGUGUCAGGGUAGUUGAGAGGACAUCGGAAGACGCUGGGCUCGUUGCUUUAUAUCAUAACUACGGCAGAUACCUUCUCAUCGCGUCCAGCCGUGAUGGUAGCAAAGCAAUACCCGCAAAUUUGCAAGGGAUAUGGAACCCAAGUUUCUCGCCGCCUUGGGGGAGUAAGUUCACCAUCAACAUCAACACGCAGAUGAACUACUGGCCAGCAGCACCGACCAAUUUACUCGAGUGCGCAAAGCCGCUGGUGGAUCUGCUCGAACGGAUGGCCGAGCGAGGCAGGCGGACAGCGCAGUACAUGUACGGAUGUUCAGGGUGGUGUGCCCACCACAAUACGGAUAUCUGGGCAGACACCGACCCCCAAGAUACGUGGAUGCCUGCUACACUGUGGCCCCUCGGCGGCGUCUGGCUGUGUAUCGAUGUAGUUAAGAUGCUGCAUUAUCGCUACGACAAGGCUUUGCACGAGCGGGUCUUUCCCAUCCUAGAGGGUUGUAUUGAGUUUCUACAGGACUUUCUGAUACCAUCGGCCGACAACAAAUAUCUGGUAGCAAGCCCAUCCUUAUCUCCGGAAAACACCUUUGUAGCUGAGACAGGAGAGCUCGGUAUAUUCUGCGAAGGGUCGGUAAUGGAUAUGACCAUCAUCAAGUCAGCGCUUGAGCUGUACGUUUGGAGCCAUCGCAUGCUUGGGUGCCGCGGGUCACUCGAGAAGCAAGCGCAAGAUAUGAUGGCGAGGAUGCCACCUCUUCAGAUCAACAAGGAGGGCUUGAUCCAGGAAUGGGGCAUGAAGGACUACAAGGAGCACGAGCCUGGACAUCGACAUAUCUCUCACCUCUUCGGACUAUACCCGGGCACCAUGAUCAACCCAACCGAGUCGCCCCAGCUGGCAGAAGCUGCGAGAAGGGUCCUGGAGCGGCGUGCAGCACACGGAGGGGGCCAUACGGGAUGGAGUCGGGCAUGGCUGCUCAACAUGCAUGCGCGGCUGGGUGAUGCUGAGGGCUGCGGGCGCCACAUGGAAUUGCUGUUGAGCAGCUCAACCUUGCCGAACCUCUUGGACAAUCACCCGCCGUUCCAGAUCGAUGGCAAUUUCGGUGCCUGCGUUGGCGUGCUGGAAUGUCUGGUGCAGUCCUCCGAGGCUGGGGAGAUCUCGCUCCAUGGGGUUCACGGCAUCACGAUAAGGCUCCUACCAGCAUGCCCGAAAGAGUGGUCUAGAGGAGAGUUGUCCGGCGUGUGCGUCCGCGGUGGUUGGGUCGUCUCAUUUCGAUGGGAUCAAGGACGCGUCCUCGACCCUGUGCAUGUUCAUGCCACGCAAGACGACCAUAUCCAAGCGCAGCUGGUCUAUCCAGACGGUGAGCUGGUGCAGGUCGAGGGCUUCGGCGAGCACGAGCUCCGGCGCACAGGUGGAUUAGUGUAA
This is a messenger RNA of Neoarthrinium moseri, 2328 nucleotides long. RefSeq lists its product as uncharacterized. Gene Ontology annotation, biological process: carbohydrate metabolic process. Bases 1 to 2328 code for a protein of 775 amino acids. The record is from RefSeq and is a predicted model, not a curated record. Gene Ontology annotation, molecular function: alpha-L-fucosidase activity. The transcript has a single exon. NCBI's taxonomy places the organism in Eukaryota, Fungi, Ascomycota, Sordariomycetes, Amphisphaeriales, Apiosporaceae.